ACUCUGACACACCCUCAGAAAGUCAGAGCACCGGCAGAACAGAAGACUUCACAAUUUAAUGCUUUAGUUUUUAAAAAAGGAUCCUUACACUCAUGUCUCCUAGCCAUCAGACGAGGAAUGAGACAGCAAAAGUUCAAAUGGCCUGUUUCAAGUUUCUGAUAUAAAACGAUGACAUUUUCAGGAAAAUCCUGCAUUUCCAGAGAGAGACUGGCUGGUUAAAUUUCUGAAAGAGGACACUGGCUAAAAGAAGGGUCAUUCUGGCUGCUUUUUUGAGAAGUCCCUGAAGAGAUCAAUAACAGCAAGAGGGAACCUGGCAAGGAAGCUAUUCCUAUAAUCCAGGAGAGAGAAGAGGAAGGCUUGGACCAGGUGGUAGCGGUGUCAGGUAGUCAAAUGCUGGGUAUAUUUUGAAGAUACACCCCAUAGGAUUUGCUCUACAUUGAAUGUGGAAUGCUGGAAGAGAGAUAAAGUGUACCUGCCACAUACUUUUUAAGGUUCAUUUAUUUUCUUAGAAGUAAGUAUACAAAGAGAUGCUACCCAGGAGAAGGGUAUUCUUCUCACUAUUCUUUCAAAUUUUCUGUAUGUUUGAACAUUUUCAUAGUAGAAAGUUAGGAGGGAAAAUCUGUUUCAUAAACAUUUCCUAAGCAGCAGUCCAGUCUAUUGCAUUUUAAUUGAUUGUGAUAUCAUUGUUUUAUGCAAUACGUUCUCAAUAAGUAUAUCCUCUGGCAAACUGAACAAGGACCAAGUCUGUUCUGCCUACAGCUCUGCUUCCUCAUAGCUGCUUUCCAGAACGUGACUCUUGCAAUUUAUCAAGAAAAGAGAACUAAUCUAAGGGAUCCAGAUCAAACAGCCUCAUGAAGACUUAUUUCAUGUUUCUAAUAUAAAGAUAGAAGUUUUCAGAAAGGCCCUGCUACACAGAGCAUCAGAGCAGGGGUGGGCCUGCUGGGCUGCAGCUGGGAUUCUGAGCAUCCUUUCCUGGAGGCACGGAAAGUGAGUGAGUGAGCCCAGUGAGGAAGAAGUUGAAGCUUUGAUAUGAGUAAACAAGUAUCUUUACCUGAAAUGAUCAAAGACUGGACCAAAGAGCAUGUGAAAAAAUGGGUAACUGAAGACCUUAAGAUUAAUGAGCAAUAUGGGCAAAUUCUGCUCAGUGAAGAAGUAACAGGAUUAGUCCUGCAGGAAUUAACUGAGAAGGACCUUAUAGAAAUGGGGCUACCACGGGGUCCAGCACUUUUGAUAAAACGUUCAUAUAACAAAUUUUAUAGUAAGUCCCCUGAAAGUGACAAUCACGAUCCGGGACAAUUAGAUAAUUCAAAACCGUCCAAAACAGAACACCAAAAAAAUCCAAAACAAACCAAAAAGGAAGAAGAAAAUUCAAUGUCAUCUAAUAUUGAUUAUGAUCCCAGAGAGAUCAGAGAUAUCAAAGAACAAGAAUCAAUUCUUAUGAAAGAAAAUGUGUUAGAUGAAGUAGCAAAUGCUAAAGACAAGAAAAAGGGUAAGCUAAAACCUGAACAAUUGACUUGUAUGCCAUAUCCUUUUGAUCAGUUCCAUGACAGCCAUCGCUACAUAGAACAUUAUACUCUACAACCUGAAACAGGAGCACUCAAUCUCAUUGAUCCAAUACAUGAGUUCAAAGCUCUCACAAACACAGAAACAGCCACAGAAGCGGACAUUAACAUGAAAUUCAGCAAUGAAGUCUUCCGAUUUGCAUCAGCUUGUAUGAAUUCACGCACCAAUGGCACCAUCCAUUUUGGAGUCAAGGAUAAACCCCAUGGAGAAAUUGUUGGUGUGAAAAUCACCAAUAAGGCUUCCUUCAUUGACCACUUCAAUGUAAUGAUCAAAAAGUAUUUUGAAGAAAGUGAGAUCAAUGAAGCCAAGAAGUGUAUUCGGGAGCCAAGGUUUGUGGAAGUCCUUCUGCAGAACAAUACACCAUCUGACAGAUUUGUCAUUGAAGUCGAUAUUAUUCCAAAACACUCUAUAUGUAAAGAUAAAUAUUUCUACAUUCAGAUGCAAAUUUGUAAAGAUAAAACAUGGAAACAAAACCAAAAUCUUUCACUGUUUGUAAGAGAAGGGGCUAGCUCUAGGGAUAUCCUGGCCAAUUCCAAGCAACGGGAUGUAGAUUUCAAAGCAUUUUUACAAAAUUUAAAGUCACUGGUAGCAUCUAGAAAAGAGGCUGAAGAAGAGUAUGGAAUGAAGGCAAUCAAGAAGGAGAGUGAAGGACUAAAGCUGGUUAAACUUCUCAUAGGAAACCGAGACUCACUGGAUAAUUCAUACUAUGACUGGUAUAUUCUUGUAACAAAUAAAUGCCAUCCAAACCAAAUAAAGCACUUAGAUUUUUUAAAAGAAAUUAAAUGGUUUGCUGUGUUGGAGUUUGAUCCUGAAUCUAUGAUCAAUGGAGUGGUCAAAGCUUACAAAGAAAGUCGGGUGGCAAACCUUCACUUUCCAAAUCAAUAUGAAGACAAGACAACUAACAUGAGGGAGAAGAUUUCUACUCUUAAUCUUUACCAACAGCCCAGCUGGAUUUUCUGCAAUGGCAGAUCAGACCUGAAAAGCGAGACACAUAAACCUCUAGAACCACAUUUAUGGCAGAGAGAAAGAGCUUCAGAAGUCAGGAAACUUAUUUUAUUUCUCACAGAUGAAAAUAUAAUGACAAGAGGAAAAUUUUUGGUAGUGUUUCUAUUACUCUCUUCAGUGGAAAGCCCAGGAGAUCCACUCAUUGAAACUUUCUGGGCUUUCUAUCAGGCUCUCAAAGGAAUGGAAAAUAUGUUGUGUAUCUCUGUAAACUCACAUAUUUAUCAACGAUGGAAAGAUCUACUACAAACAAGAAUGAAGAUGGAAGAUGAAUUAACAAACCACAGUAUUUCCACUUUAAAUAUAGAACUAGUAAACAGCACCAUCCUUAAACUAAAAUCGGUGACUCAGUCAUCAAGAAGGUUUUUGCCUGCCCAUGGAUCUUCUUCAGUUAUCCUAGAGAAAAAGAAAGAGGAUGUCUUGACUGCACUGGAAAUCCUCUGUGAAAAUGAGUGUAAAGACACAGACAUCGAGAAAGACGAAUCUAAAUUCCUGGAGUUUAAGAAAUCAAAAGAAGAACACUUUUAUCGAGGUGGCAAAGUAUGCUGGUGGAACUUCUAUUUUUCUUCUGAAAAUUAUUCUUCAGAUUUUGUUAAAAGGGACAGUUAUGAAAAGCUUAAAGAUUUAAUACACUGCUGGGCAGAGUCUCCUAAACCAAUAUUUGCAAAAAUCAUCAAUCUUUAUCAUCAUCCAGGCUGUGGGGGUACCACACUGGCUAUGCAUGUUCUCUGGGACUUAAAGAAAAACUUCAGAUGUGCUGUGUUAAAAAACAAGACAACUGAUUUUGCAGAAAUUGCAGAGCAAGUGAUCAAUCUGGUCACCUAUAGGGCAAAGAGCCAUCAGGAUUACAUUCCUGUGCUUCUCCUUGUGGAUGAUUUUGAAGAACAAGAAAAUGUCUACUUUCUACAAAAUGCCAUCCAUUCUCUUUUAGCAGAAAAGGAUUUGCGAUAUGAAAAAACAUUGGUAAUUAUCUUAAACUGCAUGAGAUCCCGGAAUCCAGAUGAAAGUGCAAAAUUGGCAGACAGUAUUGCACUAAAUUACCAACUUUCUUCCAAGGAACAAAGAGCUUUUGGGGCCAAACUGAAGGAAAUUGAAAAGCAGCACAAGAACUGUGAAAAUUUUUAUUCCUUCAUGAUCAUGAAAAGCAAUUUUGAUGAAACAUAUAUAGAAAAUGUAGUCAGGAAUAUCCUAAAAGGACAGGAUGUUGACAGAAAGGAAGCACAACUCAUUUCCUUCCUGGCUUUACUCAAUUCUUAUGUUACUGAUUCUACAAUUUCAGUUUCACAGUGUGAAAUAUUUUUGGGAAUCAUAUACACUAGUACACCCUGGGAACCUGAAAGCUUAGAAGACAAGAUGGGAACUUAUUCUACACUUCUAAUAAAAACGGAAGUUGCAGAAUAUGGGAGAUACACAGGUGUGCGUAUCAUUCACCCUCUGAUUGCUGUGUACUGUCUAAAAGAACUGGAAAGAAGCUAUCACUUGGACAAAUGUCAAAUUGCAUUGAAUAUAUUAGAAGAGAAUUUAUUCUAUGAUUCUGGAAUAGGAAGAGACAAAUUUCAACAUGAUGUUCAAACUCUUCUGCUUACAAGACAGCGCAAGGAGUAUGGAGAUGAAACAGACACUUUGUUUUCCCCAUUAAUGGAAGCUUUACAGAAUAAAGACAUUGAAAAGGUCUUGAGUGCAGGAAGUAGACGAUUCCCACAAAAUGCAUUCAUUUGUCAAGCCUUAGCAAGACAUUUCUACAUUAAAGAGAAGGACUUUAACACGGCUCUGGACUGGGCACGUCAGGCCAAAAUGAAAGCACCUAAAAAUUCCUAUAUUUCAGAUACACUUGGUCAAGUCUACAAAAGUGAAAUCAAAUGGUGGUUGGAUGGGAACAAAAACUGUAGGAGCAUUACUGUUAAUGACCUAACACAUCUCCUAGAAGCUGCCGAAAAAGCCUCAAGAGCUUUCAAAGAAUCCCAAAGGCAAACUGAUAGUAAAAACUAUGAAACCGAGAACUGGUCACCACAGAAGUACCAAAGACGAUAUGACAUGUAUAAUACAGCUUGUUUCUUGGGUGAAAUAGAAGUUGGUCUUUACACCAUCCAGAUUCUUCAGCUCACUCCCUUUUUCCACAAAGAAAAUGAAUUAUCCAAAAAACAUAUGGUGCAAUUUUUAUCAGGAAAGUGGACCAUUCCUCCUGAUUCCAGAAAUGAAUGUUAUUUGGCUCUUAGCAAGUUCACAUCCCACCUAAAAAAUUUACAAUCAGAUCUGAAAAGGUGCUUUGACUUUUUUAUUGAUUAUAUGGUUCUUCUGAAAAUGAGGUAUACCCAAAAAGAAAUCGCGGAAAUCACGUUAGGCAAGAAAGUCAGUCGUUGUUUCAGGAAAUACACAGAACUUUUCUGUCAUUUGGAUCCAUGUCUAUUACAAAGUAAAGAGAGUCAAUUACUCCAGGAGGAGAAUUGCAGGAAAAAGCUAGAAGCUCUGAGAGCAGAUAGGUUUGCUGGACUCUUGGAAUAUCUUAAUCCAAACUACAAAGAUGCUGCCACCAUGGAAAGUAUAGUGAAUGAAUAUACCUUCCUACUGCAGCAAAACUCAAAAAAGCACAUGACAAAUGAGAAACAAAAUUCCAUUUUGGCCAACAUUAUUCUCAGUUGUCUAAAGCCCAACUCCAAGUUUAUUCAACCACUUACCACGCUAAAAAAACAACUCCGAGAGGUCUUGCAAUCUGUAGGACCAAGUCAUCAAUAUCCAGGCCCUUAUUUCUUGGCCUGCCUCCUGUUCUGGCCAGAAAAUCAAGAGCUAGAUCAAGAUUCCAAACUAAUAGAAAAGUACGUUUCAUCCUUAAAUAGAUCCUUCAGGGGACAGUACAAGCGCAUGUGCAGGUCCAAGCAGGCAAGCACACUUUUCUAUCUAGGCAAAAGGAAGGGUCUAAACAGUAUUGUUCACAAGGCCAAAAUAGAGCAGUACUUUGAUAAAGCACAAAACACAAAUUCCCUCUGGCACAGUGGGGAUGUGUGGAAAAAAAAUGAAGUCAAAGACCUCCUGCGUCGUCUAACUGGUCAGGCUGAAGGCAAGCUAAUCUCUAUAGAAUAUGGAACAGAGGAAAAAAUAAAAAUACCAGUAAUAUCUGUUUAUUCAGGUCCACUCAGAAGUGGUAGGAACAUAGAAAGAGUGUCUUUCUACCUAGGAUUUUCCAUUGAAGGCCCUCUGGCAUAUGAUAUAGAAGUAAUUUAAGAUAAUACAUCACCUGUAGUUCAAAUAUGUUUAUUUAUAUCUUUAUGAUUUUAUUCCCUCUCUCUAUUCUCAUGGCACUUUCAUAACAUUAUGGCUAACCUCUAAUUACAGAUUUUGCUUUUGCCUCCCUGAAUGAAUUAUAAGCCUUUUUAAGAUAUGAAAUAUGCCUACCCGCAGAGCUUGGCACAAAGUAGAGUCAAUCGUUUAAUGUUUUAAAUAUGCAUUUUCAGAUCAAAUAAUUAAGAAGUUUCAUUGAUAUCCACUGGUCACAUCAUAACUGUUUAUAGGGCAAUAAAAUCUGUGUUAAAUUCAAUUGCUUUUAUAAGUUUUCUAAAUUAUUUCUUCACUGUGACAGCAAAGAUUUAAAUAAGAUGAAUGUAAAAGAGAAAGCUUAUUGGACUCAAACCCACAGAUCCACACCAGAGUUCUACUUACCUCAUCUUGGUAUCAAUAAAAACUUAUAUGGAAGGUAAA
Pongo pygmaeus (Bornean orangutan) is the source of this 6258-nucleotide messenger RNA. RefSeq names its product sterile alpha motif domain containing 9 like (gene SAMD9L). Gene Ontology annotation, molecular function: protein binding. The transcript has 5 exons. The record is from RefSeq and is a predicted model, not a curated record. Bases 1030 to 5784 code for a protein of 1584 amino acids. Gene Ontology annotation, cellular component: cytoplasm. Lineage: Eukaryota; Metazoa; Chordata; Mammalia; Primates; Hominidae.